Molecule: messenger RNA, 881 nt
Organism: Cercospora beticola
Lineage: Eukaryota; Fungi; Ascomycota; Dothideomycetes; Mycosphaerellales; Mycosphaerellaceae
Product: chitin deacetylase family protein
Biological process (GO): carbohydrate metabolic process
Cellular component (GO): membrane
Molecular function (GO): chitin deacetylase activity
Source: RefSeq, a predicted model, not a curated record
UAGCGAAAAGGGGAAACAUUUCGACUUCAUCAGCUUCAUCGAACAGGGUUGCGAGCGAGCGAAAAGACGAUGGCGCGGUGAUGCCACUCCUGAACCCUUUCUUCCGCCUUCCGGGACGCCUCUGGCCGAGGAGGAGAGCGCGUCGAACGCGAAUGGCCACCCAAACCAUCAUCAUUAUCGUCGUCCUCUUGGUCGUGGUCCCGCUGUAUACCAUCUACAAGCCGCGUAGAGCUGUGAUUCAAUACUUUCAGAAUCGUUUCCCAGAAGUCCUAUUCCAGGUCGAGACAGAUAAGAAGAUUAUAGCUCUCACCAUAGAUGAUGCCCCAAGCCCAUAUACCAGCGAGAUACUCGACAUCCUCAAAACAAAUGACGCAUCGGCCACCUUCUUUAUCAUUGGAGGUCAAGUCGCUGGAAAUGAGCAACUCCUGGCCGAGAUGGUAGCUGCAGGAAACGAGCUUGGCAACCACGCCAUGCACGACGAGCCUAGUAUCCAGCUGCCGAGCCACGUCCUAGAGGACGAAAUUCACCAGGUCGAUGGCUACAUCAAUGCAGCAUACCAGACUGCUGGCAAAGAUAGACCCGAGUUGCAGCUUUUCCGGCCUGGCUCUGGCUUCUUCAGUCGGCGAAUUCUGGAUGUCGCCACUAUGGCAGGCUACAAGACCAUUCUGGGCAGCAUCUAUCCACAUGAUCCGUUCAUCAGCUUUUGGAGGCUGAACGCCUGGCAUAUCCUGAGCAUGAUGCGACCAGGCGCUGUGAUUAUCUGUCACGACAGAAGAUCUUGGACAGUGCCGAUGCUGAGAAAGGUACUGCCGGCGAUGAAGCGAAAAGGCUAUCAGAUCGUCUCCGUCUCUCAAUUCUUAUCUUUGACGAAAGAUGGAUGA